Messenger RNA from Diachasmimorpha longicaudata, 3447 nucleotides. RefSeq names its product vanin-like protein 3. Lineage: Eukaryota; Metazoa; Arthropoda; Insecta; Hymenoptera; Braconidae. The coding region runs from base 382 to 2058 and encodes 558 amino acids. Gene Ontology annotation, molecular function: hydrolase activity, acting on carbon-nitrogen (but not peptide) bonds, in linear amides. The transcript has 8 exons. The record is from RefSeq and is a predicted model, not a curated record.
CACAGAUAAAUGUUGAUAACGAAUCUUGAUUUGUCAUCCGCGGAGUAAGUGCUUUUUCGAGAGCACCCGGAGUCAUUCAGUAGUUCGAGCAUUCCAAUGCUGUGCCAAGAAGUGAAUGAGUGCAGUUGGAAAAAAUUGUGAUUAUCCACGUCGCGAAUAACGAAUUGAUGGAGUGAUUUUUCGUGGAUAGAAGAGGCUCGUUAAAUUAUAAAAAAAAAAGAGUGUUUUAUAGGAGUGGAAAGGAGAAAGCUGGUGUUGAGGGAUUUUUCAAGUUCGUCAUCGAGGAAAUAGCGAAAUUUUUGGUUGAAAAAAAAUCGAAAAUCGGUUUCGCUUGUUCGCUGGUGGAGUUCCAUCGGUUUUUCAGGGAUCGUCGCUGGGAAAAUGACCAUCGGAUUGUCUCACCUGUGCCUCCUCGGCGUGCUCUCCUCAGCGAGACUCACCCUCCAGGCAUCCGCGUCAACGACCGCUUACUACGUCGGUGCAACGGUCGAGUAUCAUCCGGUGACUUCUGGUGAUAAUUUAACAGCCAUUGCUAAUGAGAAUGUCAAAAAUUACAUGAAAUUUUUGAAAACAGCCAGUGAAAAUGACGUUGACAUCAUCGUCUUCCCAGAGAACUCCCUCACAGCGGGUAAAACGUACCCCCUCGAGGAACGCUCAAAAUUACUACCCCAUAGUUCAUACAUUCCAAGCCCGAAGGACGGAAAAGUCCCCUGUCACGACCAGUCAACCCCCGUGAUGGAGUGCCUGAAGGCCAUAUCGUGCGCAGCAAAUCGCUUCAACAUGUACAUAGCUGUCAACAUAAGGGAGAAGGAACAGUGUACGGGUGAACGAUGCUCCAAGGACGGUCACAAUCUUUAUAACACAAAUGUCGUGUUCGAUCGUUCCGGUGCUGUCGUCGCCAGAUACAGAAAGUACAAUUUGUUCGGAGAAGAGGCCAUGAACAAAACAUCAAAACCCGAGCUGUCAACAUUUAAGACAGAUUUUGACGUGACAUUUGGACAAUUUAUCUGCUUUGAUAUACUCUACGAGGCACCUGCCCUUCGUCUUGUGAGGGAGCGCAAGGUUCGCGACAUUCUAUUCUCCACUCACUGGUUCUCGGAGCUGCCCUUCCUCACGGCUAAUCAGGUGCAGUCGGCCUGGUCCUGGAUGAACGACGUGAACCUACUGGCCUCGGGGUACAACAAUCCCGCGACCGGAAGUGGCGGAAGUGGCAUUUACGCCGGUAAAAACGGAGUUCUCAAGCGCGUCUGGUCUGAAAAAGCCACGAAUGCGAUUCUCAUCUCGCAGAUACCGAAGGUCAUCGAUGGCAAUCGAAGCACUUUGAAUCCCACGGGUAGCAUUAUUUACCCACCCGAUAGUGUGAUACCCACUGUUAAUGGUAGUGAAGCUGCCCGAGAGCAGAAACUACUCAGUGAUUAUGUUCUGCCUUAUACGACUAAGAUGUUUGUACCUCUUAAUGGAACCUCCAAUGCUACCGUUUGCGAUCGAGGAUUGUGCUGUCAAUUCAUUGUCGAUUCUACUCAUAAUGACGACCUUAUUAAGGAGGCAAAUGUUAGAUAUUACAGAUACCGUUUUGCCGUUUUCAACGGCAUCCGUUCAUUCUCUGGCAAAGGCACCGGAGGAAUAGAGAUCUGUGGUUUAAUCGCCUGUACCACCGAUGACGUAAAGACCUGCGCCACUCGUUUCGACACCAACGGCAUCGUCGUCCACCCCACGACCUUCAACUCCCUCAAGAUAUCCGGUAAUUUCACAACAAUGGCGAACAACAUCUACCUCCCCAUAAACAUGAACCACGAGCUCCAACCCCUGAACGUCACCGACUUCACCUUCAGCAUGAAGGUCCUCAACAAGACCCACACGGCAAUGAAGUACAAGUUGACUAAACCGAGGAAUGAUCUGAUGACGUUCGCUAUUUACGGACGAAACUUCACCGCCGAUGGACAACCCCAGACGAUGGGCUCCUCUGGUGAACGGGCGAGCUCACUUUGCAGCAUGCUGAUCGUCCUCAUUGCCAUUGGUUUAGGCAGCCCAAGCGUCAUCCUGUCGGGCUCAGUGUGAAGAGAGAAUAGAAAGAUAAAUUAAUGCAAUUUUAAGAAUUUAUAGAGACCCUGCGGUAAUCCCCGAACACGUGAUAUGUGGAAUUGCCUCGGCCGUUUACCCGAAUGAACACACGGCACAUCACCGUAUAUAUAUGAACGUUUAUACGUUUUCGAGUUAUAAAGCUUGUUGAGAAUAACGGGUAGCUGAUGGGGGAGAAAUGGUAGGAGAGGACUAAUUAACAAUUUCAUGAAUACAAAACGCAUGAAAAAAAAUCACAGGAAGAUACAAUUUUACUGGAGAUAAUUUUAUGAUUUUUUGUUAUUUACUUCGAUAUUUUUCACGUCCACGAAACUUCUAAAAAAGUCCAAUGACAUGAGUGAGAAUUAAGUGGUUUAUUUAAUAAUUACUGGACUGAAUUUUGAAAAAAAUAGCAGAUGAAUACCUCCAUUCAGAAGCAGACUUCUCAAACUUUCAUUCACUUUCUAGAGAAUAUUCACAGAUUUUUAUUCUAAACAAAUGCAAAAGUUGGUGGUUAUCCUGUCCUACCACUUCACAAGAAAAUGAUUCAUUUUUCGGUGGCUCAUUGACACUAACAAUUAAAUAACCAACUGCUUUUCUCUUUAUCGUAGAUUGAAAAAAAUCACGUUACUCUUCAUUAUUACACAUUAAAGGUGCCAAAAGUGGACUAGAGUUGGUAAUUACAGCUUCGUUAUAGAUUUUUUAGCCCCUCUCCCUCCCCCGGGGGCUAAAAAAAAUUAUUUCAAAGUUUAAAAAACAAUUGACGUUCAAUUAGUAAGUAAAACUACUUCUCAUUUCCCUUUGUUGAAUCAAAUGUAUGACGACUGUUCAAAGAACUAUUCUAAACGUCGAAUGGAAUCAUUUUAAUGAGAUUAUAAUAUGUUUAAGCUUUGAAACUAAUGCGAGAAAGUAAAAGUGCAUUUUCGUAGUUUGUUAACGUCACAAUUCGUCGCCUAUUGUCCCGAUCUAAUAGCUCACGAGAUGUUAAAGUAUUUUCCAUGAGAAACUAGUUCCUCACUUGUGCCGCUUAAUAAUGAAACAAAAAUAAUCUAGUUAUAUGGAAUAAAGAUAUGAAAAAAAAUCCGUGAAAAAUCCAAAAACCAAAAAUAAUAGAUCAAAAUUAUUUUAGUCUCCAUGAAGUAAUUUAACUCAUUGUUAUAAGGAUUACAAAAUAAUUACGAAUCAUCAAAAAUAAUCAUCAGGGCAUAAUUGUUGUAUUUUCAUUGAUUUUAAUUGAUCAAACCAAAAUGAAAAACCAGUGUUUAAAUAAAUGAAAUAAAUUUAACAACGAAAGUCGAUGAUUAUUCGUUAUGUGUACAUAGAUUAUAGAAUUUACCUUAUGUAAAACUGUUACAUAGAUGAGUUUCAAUAAAAGAUUUAUCUCGACAA